GCGCACAGAGAGCAGUGUUGUUCACAGGGAGCAGACAGCAUGAUUGCACACACAUCUCUGCUUCUGGUUCUGGUUCUGAUGCCCGUGGUUUGGGCUCAGCCGUUCCCCAUACCACCGACCUGUUACACUAAAGUGCUGAACAUGGGUAAAGAGAUCACUCAAAAAGCGGCGGAAAUGAAAAAAGACCACGACACUUUUAGAUGUGCAGCUCACCUGCCCGACCUGUACAUCGACAUUCAUAACGCUUGUGUAAUGUCCACGAUGAACACUUACCUGUCUCUGCUGGGCGGCAUGAGAGAACGCCGAUGUUCGUACAACAGGAAAGUGCAAAGCCUAUCUUCUAUGAUUAGACAACUCUAUAUCAUUAUAUCACAAAAAUGUCAUGGGGACUUGGUUUUUACCUAUGAUAACUGUGAAGCAUUACAGCGCAGAGGAUUGAGAGGCUGAAAUCACUGGAGGGAGUUUGGAGGAUGAUUGUACAAAGAUUAUAAAGAGCCCAUUACUCAUCGUGGUAACAGAUGUUAUUCAUAAUCAGCAGUUUUGAAAAGCAUUUAUACCAUUUCAACUUUUUUUUUUUUUUUUAUUGUUUAAAAGAUUUAAAAGAAAUAAAAAGUAAAACUUUUCUUACAUCCAAACGUUCACAUCAUAAUCAUGAUUUCAGGUUUUUCAAAAAAUUGUUUUCAAUGUUUUAAUGUUUUUAUCACAUGGUAAUAAAAUAGCAUCUUGUACAUCGGCAGAGCUGGUAGUGAUCUGGAUUACAUAAUCACAUUACAAAUACUGAUUACUUGUAAUUAGAUUAUAUUACAUUUUAAAAUGCUUGUAAUCAGACUGCAGUUACUUUUUUAUUGACUACAUGAUUACAUAUUAUUCACAAUUAAUUCAUAAUUUAUUGAGUCUCCCCAAUUCUUCUUUUUCAUGUUUUACAUUUUCCUUUCUAAAAAAGCAUAUCGCUUAUAUACAUUCAGAAAGUCUUGUCGUUUUGUGAAAGUGCACACACAGAUUUUAAAAUGUUUUAUUUUGAUUUUAAGUUUUUAUGUUUUAAUUAAUAGUUUUUCAUUAAACUCCUGCAGCUCCAUCACUAACCCCAGUCAAUGAAACCCUGACGAAAUGUGAUGUUUAAUGCACUUCAAAAGUAAUCUAGUUAGGUCAAAAGUAAUCCAAAAGUAAUCUAGUUAGGUCAAAAGUAAUCCAAAAGUAAUCUAGUCAGUAAUCUAGUUAGGUCAAAAGUAAUCCAAAAGUAAUCUAGUUAGGUCAAAAGUAAUCCAAAAGUAAUCUAGUCAGUAAUCUAGUUAGGUCAAAAGUAAUCCAAAAGUAAUCUAAAAGUAAUCUAGUUAGUAAUCUAGUUAGGUCAAAAGUAAUCCAAAAUUAAUCUAGUUAGGUCAAAAUUAAUCCAAAAGUAAUCUAAAAGUAAUCUAGUUAGUAAUCUAGUCAGUAAUCUAGUCAGGUCAAAAGUAAUCUAAAAGUAAUCUAGUCAGUAAUCUAGUCAGGUCAAAAGUAAUCCAAAAUUAAUCUAGUUAGGUCAAAAUGAAUCCAAAAGUAAUCUAGUUAGUAAUCUAGUUAGUAAUCUAGUUAGGUCAAAAGUAAUCCAAAAGUAAUCUAAAAGUAAUCUAGUUAGGUCAAAAUUAAUCCCAAAGUAAUCCAAAAGUAAUCUAAAAGUAAUCUAGUCAGUAAUCUAGUCAGGUCAAAAGUAAUCCAAAAUUAAUCUAGUUAGGUCAAAAUGAAUCCAAAAGUAAUCUAAAAGUAAUCUAGUUAGUAAUCUAGUUAGUAAUCUAGUUAGGUCAAAAGUAAUCCAAAAGUAAUCUAAAAGUAAUCUAGUUAGGUCAAAAUUAAUCCCAAAGUAAUCUAAAAGUAAUCUAGUCAGUAAUCUAGUUGGGUCAAAAGUAAUCCAAAAGUAAUCUAAAAGUAAUCUAGUUAGGUCAAACGUAAUCCAAAAGUAAUCUAGUUAGGUCAAAAGUAAUCUAAAAGUAGUCAGAUUAUAUUACCUUAAUUGUGUAAUGUAAUGGAUUACUUUACUAAGUACAAUUUUUGUCAUGACACUGACUUUGAUUUGAUGAACAAAAUAUUUUUCAAAUAUAAUAAGACUUCAGAUGCAAAAGCUUCUAAGUGCCGUCUGAAAUUUUCUUCUAAAAUGAGCAUUUUUAUCAA
Megalobrama amblycephala (Wuchang bream) is the source of this 2145-nucleotide messenger RNA. Its product is annotated as CYTL1 domain-containing protein. The coding region runs from base 40 to 447 and encodes 135 amino acids. The transcript has 4 exons. Gene Ontology annotation, biological process: positive regulation of transcription by RNA polymerase II. Lineage: Eukaryota; Metazoa; Chordata; Actinopteri; Cypriniformes; Xenocyprididae. The record is from RefSeq and is a predicted model, not a curated record.